AUGAGUGCCUCAGGCUCUUAUUCAGUAAAAGAGGGGUAUAAUUCUUUGUCUCGGGCUUCCUCCUCCUCCUCCUCUUGGCCUACUAAUCUUUUUUGGCAUCUGGCUUUCCUUCCUAAAGCAGGGUCUUUUGCUUGGUUGGCAAUUCAAGAUAAAGUUAUCACUGGGAUGAGAUUGGAUAGGCUUGGGAUUACUGCGGUUUUUCCUUGUGUUAUCUAUGGUUAUUGUAUGGAAACCAUGGAUCAUAUUUUUCUGCUUUGUCCUUUUGCUUGGGAGUGUUGGCAUUGGCUCUUUGGAAUGCUUGGCUGGACUUCUGCUCUUAGCUCUAACCUGUUGUCAUAUUUCAUGGCUUGGCCCUUGCUGUAUUCAUCCUCUUCUUAUUCAUCUCUUUGGAUUGUGGCACCUUCUAUUGUGGUUUGGAGUAUCUGGCUGGAAAGGAAUUCCAGGAAUUUUAAACAUAAAUCAGCUUCACUUGAAGAAGUUCUUGAUAAGAUCCAAUCCUCCAUUUCUGAGGUGGUGUUUUCUUACAUCCAUAAAAAUUUGGAUCAUAUGAGGUCUUUUUCUCACUGGGAUAAUUGGGUAACUUGGAAGUGGAGCUCACUUCAUCCGAUGCCUUCUCAUGGGGCUUUAACAGCUGGUUUAUCUUCUCUUGUCAAACGUAGGAUGACCAAAUGGAGUCCUCCCCCGCAAUUCGCCUUCAAGUUAAAUUUUGAUGGGGCUUCUAAGGGUAAUCCGGGGAAAUCUGGAAUUGGAGUAGUGAUUUUUUAUCAUACUUCUAAGAUUAUUAAAGCUGUGGGAAAGUAUAUUGGUCUGAUCUCUAAUAAUGUAGCAAAAUUUCAGGUGUUAUCUUUUGGUCUUGAGCUUGCCAUCUCUUUGAAUAUUAAAGACAUUGUUAUUGAAGGAGACUCAAUGUUGGUUUUCUAG
Messenger RNA from Cryptomeria japonica (Japanese cedar), 921 nucleotides. RefSeq lists its product as uncharacterized. Lineage: Eukaryota; Viridiplantae; Streptophyta; Pinopsida; Cupressales; Cupressaceae. Gene Ontology annotation, molecular function: RNA-DNA hybrid ribonuclease activity; nucleic acid binding. The transcript has a single exon. The record is from RefSeq and is a predicted model, not a curated record. Bases 1 to 921 code for a protein of 306 amino acids.